UUGGUAGCCUUCCUUAAUUACCACUUGAUGCUCAGCCCUCGCCGCCUCCUGUGCAGUACAAUGCCGCCCUUGUACAAGGUUCAAAGACAUUAUACUGAGAAGGAAAGGAGAUGCUACGGUCAGCAGCUUCCUCGUGCCAUCGCGCUCGAUCCAGGAGGUGCUAGCUCAUGCUGGCUGGAACUAGGAUGCAAAAGGGUUGACGGAUCCAUGCCGCACAAGCACUGCGCCAUGCUCAGUCCAACCCCGUGGCUUCAGGGUGGCCGAGUUCGUCGCGACCAUCAGUUCGGAGACCUGCGUCACUACCCGUGUCGCUACCAUGGCCACCUGCAUCACUGCGUGCUCCAUCAACAGCCUCCUGCACAGGGAAAAGCAGCACGAGUAGAGGCGUCUGAGAUGCUCUGUUCUAGCGAGGUGGCUGAUUAUUCCAGAUGGGAGAAGGUGAUCCGUCUAAAGUGUAAUUCUGUGACGUUGACGUCCAAGUUCUACAACUGA
Triticum aestivum (bread wheat) is the source of this 492-nucleotide messenger RNA. RefSeq lists its product as uncharacterized. The record is from RefSeq and is a predicted model, not a curated record. Bases 28 to 492 code for a protein of 154 amino acids. Lineage: Eukaryota; Viridiplantae; Streptophyta; Magnoliopsida; Poales; Poaceae. The transcript is spliced from 4 exons.